AUGGACGAUGACAGGUGGACAAAAAUAUGCAUAAAAAAUGAGAUGAGAGAGAUAAUGAACAAGAAUCCAACAAAGUGGGGAAAAACAAUAGAAAAAUUUUUACAAAAAAUAGGAAUUGGAGAACUACCGAAAAUGAUUUAUGAGGGUUGCAGCAGUGACGACGUGGAGGAAAAAAUAAAAAGCGGAUUAGAAAAUUAUAAGUGGAUGUUAGAUGAAAAAGAGGAGAUACUAAUAAAAAAAUCCACAUACAACGAGCUAUAUAAAAAUAUAAAAACGGAGGAAAGCAACAACUAUUGGAAAAGAGACAAUAUAAGGAGUGAAGAUAAAGAAACAUGGGCUAGAUUACGAUGCGGUAAUAUUUGGAGGGAAGGAAAAAAAGGGCAAAAUAACUGGGGGUGCAGAAUUUGUGAAAAAGAGCAAGAAACGAUUAUUCACAUUAUAAAGUGCAAGGAAAUUCAUGAAAAAAUAACAGUGGAAGGCAAACAAGCAAAAAAUAAAUGGCUAGAAGAGGUAAAUAACGAUGUGUCCAGUGAAUUAAUGAUAGAAACUUUAAAAGGGGAGAUAAAAAAAGACUUAUGUACAUUUAUAAGAGAUGUAGAAAGAGUAUUUAAAGAAAAGGCACUAAAUAACAAAAAUUGUCAAGGCGCUGCGGACAUAUAA
Molecule: messenger RNA, 660 nt
Organism: Cotesia congregata
Lineage: Eukaryota; Metazoa; Arthropoda; Insecta; Hymenoptera; Braconidae
Source: the annotation of a GenBank genome assembly